This is a messenger RNA of Capsicum annuum, 1867 nucleotides long. RefSeq names its product transmembrane protein 53. Bases 406 to 1710 code for a protein of 434 amino acids. The transcript is spliced from 6 exons. The record is from RefSeq and is a predicted model, not a curated record. NCBI's taxonomy places the organism in Eukaryota, Viridiplantae, Streptophyta, Magnoliopsida, Solanales, Solanaceae.
UAAAUUUGAUUUUUUCCCCCAUAUUAUAUUCCAGUUUUAUUGGAGAGAAAGCGAAUAUAAUAUAGUUGAGAAACAAAUAAAUGGGGAAGGGAGAGGUGAAGCAGGCAUAAGGACCAAGAAUCUCGUGGGAAAUCUCAAUAACGCUCCUCCAUCUCUCUCUCUCUCUCUCUUUUUCUUUAUCAUUAUACAAGGAAGAAAAAGAAGAGAUCUACUUUUUUAUUCCUCUCUCAGCACGCGCCUUGACAAUACAAAAUUUGACUAGUAAGGGGGAUCUUGGCGCAGCUGACAGCUAUAUAGAGUUGUUUGUGGGGCUGUCAAAAUAGUACAUCUAUAUUGGCAGCCCAAUUUCUUACAAAGUGAACACAAAACCAACUCAACAAAGAGUGGUAUUGCAAAUUUAUCAUCAUGGCUUACUUUUCUGGAAUCCUCCAAAGACCUGUAGUUGCAGCAUCUGCAGUUGCUAUAGCUUCUGUAUCUACUGAUAUUCAUGAAAAAUUAUGGCCGUCGAAGUCAUUAGACAACUCUUGUUCAGAGCAAUUGAAUUCCGAAAAGAAAACAUCAUGGGUUUCUCAGAUAUCUGUUUCUAAGCUAGCCGAUUUGUCGUUUGUUACCAGAAUACGUGUUCCAGUGCCUAAUGUAAAUAUUCCAAGUCGCAGCACCAGUUCUACUUCUGUUUCAGCCCUUCCUUUUGGUACUUCUUCUAUGUUGGUCAACGUUUAUCAAUCAGCAGCAUUGGCCAAAUCUGCUAAUCCAUCCACAUAUACAUAUACAGUUCCUUCUUCACCUUCGGAGGUGUUGUAUAGAUGGCACUUACCAGAGCCAAAUGCUGCUGUAGAUAUAUCAAGGAAUGGUGAUUCUUCACCAAUAAAGUCUAGGACUGUGGUAGUACUGUUGGGAUGGUUAGGUGCAAAGCAAAAGCAUCUAAAGAGAUACGCAGAGUGGUAUUCAUCAAGAGGAUAUCAUGUUAUUACGUUUGCUUUCCCAAUGUCUGAGAUUCUAAGCUAUCAAGUCGGGGGAAAGGCAGAGCAGGAUAUUGAACUGCUUGUGAAUCAUCUUGCUGAUUGGUUGGAAGAAGAGCAUGGAAAGAACUUGGUCUUCCACACUUUCAGUAAUACUGGAUGGUUAACUUAUGGUGUCAUUUUGGAAAAGUUUCAGAAACAAGAUGACACUUUAAUGAGAAGGAUCAAGGGUUGUAUUGUUGAUUCUGCCCCUGUCGCAGCUCCGGAUCCACAGGUCUGGGCUUCUGGAUUCUCCGCUGCCUUUUUGAAAAAGAAUAGUGUUGCAACAAAACGCAUCAUGACUUUAAGCGACAGAGACACGGAUGUGACAAUAAAAACCAAAACUUCUGCGGAAACUAAGCCUGCAGCAACUGAAGCAGCAUUGCUAUUAGUACUGGAGAAGUUCUUUGAGGUGGUUUUGAACCUUCCCACCAUAAAUAGGAGGCUUUCUGAUGUUGUAGAUCUACUGACAUCCCGGCAACCAAGUUGCCCGCAAUUAUACAUAUACAGCAGUGCCGACAGAGUCAUUCCUGCGGUUUCUGUUGAGUCCUUUGUAGAAGAUCAACGGAGAACUGGUCGCAAUGUUACAGCUUGCAACUUCGUUUCUACACCUCAUGUUGAUCAUUUUAGGAAUGAACCAGAAUUGUAUACUUCACAGCUUACCCAAUUUCUAGAGGACUCAGUUCUAAGCUCUUGCAAACAACCUUCUUGAAUAAUUCCCAACCACAUUGAUUCUUUUUGUCCUCCCCCUCCCCCCACCUACUUUAACCAAAUACAUUGUAAAGCUUCUGCUUUCCAACUUUAAAGCAGAUAUACAUUGGUGUAGAUUGUUACAUAUACAGAGAAUUAAGUUUUGUUUUUCAUUCUAA